Pyrus x bretschneideri (Chinese white pear) is the source of this 2210-nucleotide messenger RNA. Its product is annotated as LIMR family protein At5g01460. The transcript is spliced from 14 exons. The coding region runs from base 293 to 1816 and encodes 507 amino acids. The record is from RefSeq and is a predicted model, not a curated record. Lineage: Eukaryota; Viridiplantae; Streptophyta; Magnoliopsida; Rosales; Rosaceae.
AACCACCUCCCUCGCCGCCCUUAUCUCUUCAAGGACAGAACCGUAAUUAUAACUCCAACGGCAAAACGGACCUACAGGUCCUACACCACCUCACUGGAACCGAGACUUCAACCUUUCCCGGUUUUCCCUUUCUCUCCCUCAACGGCUCUGCUUCUCUUCGAACCAGCGACAGAGAUCUGCGAUCACUCGAACGCGCAAUUUCACAUCCCUAACCCUAAUUUCUGAUUCCCCUUCUCGAUCUCUCCGAUUCGAUUCGAUUCGAAUCGAGAGCAGCUGAAACGACGCCGCCGCGAUGGGCGAUUUCAACCUCGCGCUCGUCAUCGUUGCCAUUGUUCUCUGCAUCAUCGUCUUCGUCUUCAAUGUCUACCUGCUCGUCAAUUACCAGCACCCCGACGAUAAGAACCAGGCAUACUUCCCCAAAUUCGUCGUCGUUUUGGGGCUCUCCGUCGCCGCAAUUUCAAUACUCAUGCUGCCGGCCGACGUGGCCAACCGCCAGGCGUGUCGCCACGCGAUAUAUAAUGGCGCGUGCAAUCUCACUCUCCCGAUGAAGGAUCUGUGGCUCGCAAUCUAUAUCCUUGACGCCGUGCUCGUAUUCUUCAUCAUCCCCUUUGCUAUGUUCUACUACGAAGGAGACCAGGACAAGAGUGUUGGAAAACGGAUUGGAAGCGCUUUGUUGUGGGUAGGGGUGACUGCCAUUGUCUGCGCUCUUGUGCUCGGAAUCUUAUACGGGCUAGUUGGGAAGGUGGACUUUACUAUUAGGCACCUCUCUUCUUCCACAGCUUCCUUUAGUUCAUUUGACUUUUCUAGCAGUAAUGAAUGCAUAAAUGGCGCAAAGGCGUGCUCUGCAUAUCUUGCAAGUGAUACGUCAGAGAAAACAUGGACAAUGCGUACUACCUUUCCAGAAUAUGUCGUUGCUCUUGCUACCAUUGUUGGAUCCGUGCUUUUUACCAUAUUCGGUGGUAUUGGCAUUGCUUGUCUACCGCUGGGACUCAUAUUUUCAUUCAUCCGGCGUCCAAAGGCUGUUAUUACUCGGUCACAGUAUAUCAAGGAAGCUACUGAACUGGGCAAGAAAGCGAAAGAGUUGAAGAAAGCAGCUGAUGCGCUUCAUCAAGAAGAAAGAGGCGGCUCUAAGGGUAGAAAAUGGCGUAAAAAUGUAAAGGCAGUGGAAAAGGAGCUGCUUCAAUUAGAAGAAGAUGUAAAACUUCUAGAAGAGGUGUAUCCUCAAGGAGAGAAGGCUGAGACUGCUUGGGCUAUGACGGUUCUUGGGUACUUGGCAAAACUUGUGUUGGGAAUUUUAGGAUUGAUUGUUUCAGUGGCUUGGAUUGCUCAUAUCGUCAUAUAUCUAUUGAUUAGCCCUCCAUUUUCUCCUUUCUUGAAUGAAGUUUUCAUCAAGCUGGAUGAUGUUUGGGGUCUUUUAGGCACUGUUGCGUUUGCAUUCUUCUGCUUCUACCUCCUGCUUGCAGUUAUUGCUGGGGCCAUGAUGCUUGGGAUGAAAUUAGUUUUCAUCACAAUUCAUCCGAUGAAGUGGGGUGCUACUCUAAUGAAUUCAUUUUUAUUUAACGUGGGACUUAUACUGCUUAGCUCCAUCAGUGUGAUUCAGUUCUGCUCCACAGCGUUUGCAUACUAUGCUCAAGCAACUGCAGCACAAGAAAUAUUUGGUCACACCUUGCAAUCUCUUCGUGGAAUUAGAUAUCUGUACAAGUACAAUGUGUUCCAAAUUGCAUUUAUUGUCCUGGCGGGACUGACGUUUGUGUACUAUGCUGCUUUUGGAUGGAGAAGAAAAAAACCUAGUGGCAGGUUCCAACUUUCGUCUUAAUUUACGUUUUCCCUAGAGCAGCAUGCACCCACUUGUAGCUGUUGGAAUUCCCGGUUUUAUCAUCUCUUUUCGGUGUGUUUUCACAUUUGGAUGCAUAUGCCUAGUUUUGAUCUAAUGUUGAAAGGUUUUGGAGGAGUAGGCGGAUAUCAUCGGAGUUUGCAUUGGGUUAGUGCAGGGGGAGUAGCAUGUUCAGUGUUCUCCUGCUGCCACCGCCGAUUGUUUCCCCCCUGUUUGUAUGUAAAUUUCCUUUAUUUGACUUCUUGUGUUAUAAAUUGGUUUGGUCUUGUAAUCGUGUUAAUCCUUUGCAGACGUGGAAACUGGAUCCCUGGAACUGCCGUUGAUGUAACAUAACCACUGGGAACAAAUUAUUGUACGAGCAGCCAUUUUAGUUUCA